AUGGCUCAAGGUGAUUACAUUGAAUUACAUAGAAAGAGAUUUGGUCGUAGAUUCGAUCAUUUUGAAAAAUUACGUAAAAAGACAGCAAGAGAAGGUCACAAGAGAUCAGCAUUGGCACAGAAAUUGACAGGUUUCAAGGCCAAGCUAUUAAAUAAGAAGAGAUAUGCAGAAAAGGCGGCUAUGAAGAAGCAGAUUGCUCUUCAUCAAGAAAGAACAAACAAAAAGGCAUCGACAGACAAUAUUAAAGAGGGAGCAGUUCCAUCAUACUUGUUGGACAGAGAAGGUGUAUCGAGAGCCAAGGUACUCUCUAACAUGGUCAAGCAAAAGAGAAAGGAAAAGGCAGGCAAGUGGAACGUCCCAUUGCCCAAGGUUAGGGCCAUCAGCGAAGAUGAAAUGUUCAAGGUUAUUCGUACCGGUAAGAGACAAAAGAAGGCUUGGAAGCGUAUGGUCACAAAGGUGACCUUUGUCGGCGAAGGUUUCACUCGUAAACCACCUAAAUACGAACGUUUCAUUCGUCCCACUGGUCUUCGUUUCAAAAAGGCCAACGUCACUCAUCCAGAACUCAAAUCUACCUUUUAUCUCGAUAUCCUCUCGGUCAAAAAGAACCCACAGUCACCUACAUACACUCAACUUGGUGUCAUCACCAAGGGUACAAUCAUCGAAGUCAACGUUUCAGAUCUUGGUUUGGUCACUCAGACGGGUAAGGUCGUUUGGGGUAAAUACGCUCAAGUCACCAAUAAUCCUGAAAAUGAUGGUACCAUCAAUGCUCUUUUAUUAGUCUAA
Messenger RNA from Cavenderia fasciculata, 783 nucleotides. Its product is annotated as TGF beta-inducible nuclear protein 1. Gene Ontology annotation, cellular component: nucleolus; preribosome, large subunit precursor. Gene Ontology annotation, biological process: maturation of LSU-rRNA; maturation of 5.8S rRNA. Lineage: Eukaryota; Evosea; Eumycetozoa; Acytosteliales; Cavenderiaceae. The record is from RefSeq and is a predicted model, not a curated record. The transcript is spliced from 2 exons. Bases 1 to 783 code for a protein of 260 amino acids.